CUUAAGUAGUUAACUCCCCUCUCUCUCUCUCUCUCUCUAUUUACUUCAAAACAGAAGAAAUAAGGAAAACUUCCCCAGAAAAAAUGGGUUGUGUUUCUUCAAAACUCGUUAAGAAAGAGAUCAAACGAGAAAUUCUUCUCAACAAUGGCGGCGACAACGUCAACCAUGUGGUUUCUCUCAAGUCAAGCACUUACGGGGUCCUUAAACUUGACAAUGAUCUCGAACAACAACAAGAAGUUGGUGUUACAGAGGCAAAGAGAGUUCACAGAUCGCCUGCGCGUGAAGAGCCAGAGCCAGAGGUAAUCAAUGCCUGGGAGCUAAUGGAAGAUCUCGAAGAAGAUGGCUUUAUUAAAAGAAGCCCGAAAUCGCGUGUUUUGGUUAAAGGGGUGGGCGAAAAAGAUGUGAGAAGUCCGCUGAAGUUCUUGAAUCAGAUUGGUUCUCCGUUGAAAGUGAAGAAGUUUGGUGGGAAAGAGAACAAGGGAAGAGUUAAUGGGCUUGGUUAUGGGAAUGGGAAGUCUGAAUUUAGCCCGAAAUCAAUAUUGAGAGUGAACAAUUCUAAGGAUAGUUCGUGUAAGGCAGUUUUGAAGUUGAGUUAUCCGGUGAAAAGUACAAGAACUGCGGGCUUUGAAGGUGGUGAUUCGGGGUUUUCUUCACGGAGGAAUUUUAGUCCCUUGUUUGAUCCAGAGAUUGUUGCUUUGUACGAGAAAGAGUUGUCUGAAGAAGAGGAACAAAUCAAGAGAAUAAUUUCGCCCGAACCUGAAAUUAGAAAAUCAAAGAAAUCUAAGGACUCAAAGUCUAUUCUCCAAGUUUUCGAGAAAAAAUGUCCUGCUGGUGGAGAAAAUGCAGUUGUGAUUUACACUACAACGUUGAGAGGGAUCAGAAAGACUUUUGAGGCAUGUAACACAGUGAGAUCCAUUAUCGAAUCCUACCAAAUCCAAAUGUUUGAGCGUGAUAUAUCGAUGGAUUCGGGGUUUAAGGAAGAGUUAAGGAAGCUAACGGGAACAAAAGAGGUGAAAGUUCCGCUAGUAUUUGUUAAAGGAAGGUUGAUUGGGGGAAUUGAAGAGAUUGUGAAGUUAGAAGAGGAAGGGAAACUGGAAACCUUGUUUGAUGGAAUUCCCAGGGCGAUUCCCGGAUGUGAAGGAUGUGCAGGGGUGAGAUUUCUGAUGUGUACGGAAUGUAAUGGGAGCUGCAAAGUUUUAGACGGGGAACAGAAGAAGGUGAGGUGUGGUGAGUGCAACGAAAAUGGGUUGAUUCAAUGUCCCAUUUGUUGUUGAUAUAUAUAGUUGAAUUUACCCUCUUUGAUUCAUUUUGGAUUUGAGAUUUCCAUCAAGCUGUAACAAUGAUUUCUCGAAGAAUUUAUUGUCCAUUUUUUCCCUCAU
This is a messenger RNA of Durio zibethinus, 1379 nucleotides long. RefSeq lists its product as uncharacterized. NCBI's taxonomy places the organism in Eukaryota, Viridiplantae, Streptophyta, Magnoliopsida, Malvales, Malvaceae. The record is from RefSeq and is a predicted model, not a curated record.